AUGGUAGGCAAUGUGGGAAUGGAUGGCAAUGGUGGCAUUGAAGUCGGUAUUUUUGGCAUCGUGGGAAGGGACGGUAUGGAUGGUAUAGUUGUCGGUAUUGGUAGUGUUGGUAUUGUGGGAAGGGACGGUAUGGAUGGCAUAGUUGGGCUGGUGGCUGGAGGAGGAGUGAGGAAAGGAAUGGAAGGAAUCUUGGGGAGAGACGUAGGGAUGCCCGGCACCGGGGGCAAGGCAGUUGGCACGGUUGGCAUGCUUGGAAGUGGCGGCAGAGCAGUAAUGGGCAAUGUUGGCUGGGUGGUGGGCAGCGUCGGCAAUGUGGGCUGA
This is a messenger RNA of Eucalyptus grandis, 321 nucleotides long. RefSeq lists its product as uncharacterized. The transcript is spliced from 2 exons. The record is from RefSeq and is a predicted model, not a curated record. Lineage: Eukaryota; Viridiplantae; Streptophyta; Magnoliopsida; Myrtales; Myrtaceae. Bases 1 to 321 code for a protein of 106 amino acids.